This is a messenger RNA of Mercurialis annua (annual mercury), 1400 nucleotides long. RefSeq names its product glutathione S-transferase T3-like. The transcript is spliced from 3 exons. Lineage: Eukaryota; Viridiplantae; Streptophyta; Magnoliopsida; Malpighiales; Euphorbiaceae. The record is from RefSeq and is a predicted model, not a curated record. The coding region runs from base 214 to 1170 and encodes 318 amino acids.
CUCUCUAUCAUUCAUAUCACGAUAUUUUUGAAUUUUUUUUAUCCUCAAGCUACGUCAUUCAACUAAAAAAAUAGACAUUCACUCUGUGUUUUUCCAAAAGAACAAAACGGACGUAUUUCUCCAUUCUUUAUUCAUAAGAAGAAGCACGUCUCCAUUCUUUAUUCGUAAGAAGAAGCACAAACCACAUAUGUAUUUACUGUUGAAGAAGAAGAGAUGAAUUUUCAAUAUGGCGAUAAUGAAAAUUUUAUCGAUUUAUCGUUGAACUCUCAAUUUCCAACCCAAAUUCCAAUCUCUAAUAACACAUCAACUUCAACAGAACUGAAUUCAAAAAAGUCUCGUGGUGGAAAGUUUAGUAUAGACGAGGAUCUCCUCAUCGUAUCAUCAUGGCUGAAUAUAAGUUUAGAUGCCGUGCAAGGAAACGAACAAAAGCACAAGACAUAUUGGGCGCGUUUAUGGGAAUACUUUCACAAAUAUAAAAACUUUCCGUCCGAACGCACGCAACUUUCUCUGAUGAAUCGGUGGUCUACGAUUCAAUUAGCUACCAAUAAAUUUUGUGGUUGCUAUGCUCAAAUUGAAUCAAGGCAUCAAAGUGGUGUAAAUGAGCAAGACAAGAUUGCUAAUGCAAAAUUCUUAUAUCAACAACUGAAUAAAAUUAAAUUUCAGUUUGAACAUUGUUGGAAUAUAUUAAGGCUUCAACCAAAAUGGAUGGAAGAUUGCCAAAAGAAAAAACCAAUAAAAAAGAAAGAUAUAGAUAACGUUGUCAAUCUCAACACUAGUUCAGAGACUGAAAUAAAUUCCAGAGAUGAUAAUAUUGCAAACUCUAAUUUUGUGGACCUAGAACGACCACCCGGAAGGAAAGCUGAAAAGGAUAAAAAGAAACGGAAGCUUAAAGAUAUGGAAAUUGACUCAACGAGUUCAUAUGUGAAUUUAUUACAAGAGAUGAGGGAUGAGAAAAAGCAAUUUAAUGAAAAAAAAUUAGAAAUGUUUGAAAAGGCAUAUGUUCAAGGACAAAACAAACUUGAUUAUCAGAAAGAAAAGUUGCGAUUAGAACAAAUAAAGGAAGAUGAAAGGAUGAUGGCUACGGAUAUAACUGGGAUGCCUGAAAUGCUAGCGAACUUUUAUAUUCAAUGUCAAAAGGAAAUCAUUGAAAGAAGAUCUAAAAACUACUAAAUGCUAUUUUUGAUAGUUCAAGAAGACGUGUGCAAUUUUCAGGGUAUUGGAGCUAUGGUCUCAGAAUCAACAAUGGAGCCGGAUCAGAAAGCUUUCUAAAAAAACUUGAAUUGCUUAUAUUAAGUAUUUUGUUUUUGUGAACCUUCUACUACUAGUUAUUAUGUUCUAAGGUUUUUAUGAACCUUCUGCUACUAGUUAUUAUGUUUUUUAUCUUUUUGUUUCUAAUAGAA